UUCUUUAUCGUAGGUAGAUUUUUGCUUCGUAAUUAACACAAAUUUCAAAUUGAAACUGGAGCCGGCUCAAAAAUGCAAGCAAAACCCAAGCUGCGGCAAGCCAUAGACUUGCUCUGCUCUCGGGGCAGCGCUUCCUCUGAGGCAUACACCCACUUGAUCCUCGAAUGCGUGCGUACCAAUGAAGUCGACCAAGCCAAGAGACUGCAAUCUCACAUGGAACACCACCUUUUCCAACCCCCUGAUCCUUUUCUCCAGAAUCAGCUACUUCAUUUGUAUGCUAAAUUUGGGAAAGUUCGAGAUGCCCAAAACCUGUUUGAUAAAAUGCUCGAGAGGGAUGUUUUCUCCUGGAAUGCGCUGCUCUCUGCGUAUGCUAAAUCGGGGUCUAUCCAGAAUUUGCAGGCGACAUUUGAUCGAAUGCCUUUCCGGGAUUCGGUUUCAUACAAUACGACGAUUGCUGGGUUUGCUGGAAAUGGUUGUCCAAAAGAGUCGCUCGAGCUUUUUAGGAGAAUGCAGAGUGAAGGUUUUGUGCCUACGGAGUAUACGAAUGUGAGUGCAUUGAAUGCGGCUGCGCAGUUGUUGGAUUUGAGGCGUGGGAAAGAAAUUCAUGGGAGUGUUAUUGUGCAUAAAUUUUUAGGGAAUACGUUCAUCUGGAAUGCUUUAACAGACAUGUAUGCUAAAUGUGGUGAGAUUGAACAGGCAAGGUGGCUGUUUGAUCAUCUUGCUAACAAGAAUUUGAUUUCUUGGAACUUGAUGAUAUCUGGGUAUGUGAAGAAUGGACAGCCUGAGAAGUGCAUUGGCCUGUUACAUGAAAUGCAGAUGUCUGGUCACAUGCCUGAUCAAGUUACGAUGUCAACUAUAAUUGCAGCUUACUGUCAAUGUCGAUGUGUAGAUGAAGCAAGAAAGGUGUUUAGUGAAUUUAAGGAGAAGGAUAUUGUUUGCUGGACAGCCAUGUUGGUGGGUUAUGCAAAGAAUGGUAGAGAAGAGGAUGCACUGUUGUUGUUUAAUGAAAUGCUGUUAGAACAUGUUAAACCUGACAGCUACACUUUAUCAAGUGUUGUCAGUUCAUGUGCCAAAUUAGCAUCUCUGUAUCAUGGUCAGGCAGUCCAUGGGAAAUCAAUUCUUGCUGGGCUUGAUAAUAAUUUGCUUGUUUCUAGUGCACUAAUUGAUAUGUAUUCUAAAUGUGGUUUCGUAGACAAUGCAAGGUCAGUUUUCAACAUGAUGCCGACUAGGAAUGUGAUUUCAUGGAAUGCUAUGAUUGUUGGUUAUGCUCAAAAUGGACAUGAUAAGGAUGCCCUUGCAUUCUUUGAAAAUAUGUUGCAACAGAAAUUUAAACCGGAUAAUGUAACAUUUAUAGGUGUUUUAUCUGCUUGUCUCCAUUCUAAUUGGAUUGAGAAAGGGCAGGGGUAUUUUGAUUCCAUAAGCAAUCAACAUGGACUGAUACCUACUGUGGAUCAUUAUGCGUGUAUGGUCAAUCUCCUAGGACGUUUGGGCCGCAUUGAUCAAGCAGUUGAUCUAAUAAAAAGUAUGCCCCAUGAACCAGAUUGCCUGAUCUGGUCCACACUUCUAUCAGUUAGUGCAGUGAAGGGUGAUAUUGCAAAUGCAGAAAUGGCAGCUAGGUAUCUCUUUGAAUUGGAUCCUCUGAAUGCUGUACCUUAUGUUAUGCUCUCAAAUAUGUAUGCCUGUAUGGGUAGAUGGAAGGAUGUAGCAUCAGUUAGGACUCUCAUGAAGAGCAAGAAUGUCAAAAAAUUUGCUGGGUACAGUUGGAUUGAGAUUGAUAAUCAGGUGCACAAAUUUACAUCUGAGGACCGGACUCAUCCAGAAACAGAGAAAAUAUAUGAAGAAUUGAACAUGUUGAUUAGGAAAUUUCAAGAAGAUGGAUUUACCCCUAAUACAAAUCUAGUUUUGCAUGAUGUCGGGGAGGACGAAAAGUUCAAAUCUAUAUGUUUCCACAGUGAGAAACUUGCACUUGCUUUUGGUCUGGUAAAGAAACCUAAUGGAGUUACUCCAAUUAGGAUUAUAAAAAAUAUUCGCAUUUGUAGUGACUGCCAUGAAUUUAUGAAGUUUGCUUCUAGGAUUAUUAGAAGGCAAAUAAUCUUGAGAGAUUCAAAUAGAUUUCAUCAUUUUGCAACUGGGAAAUGCUCCUGUAAGGACAACUGGUAACGGAUAUGCUGGUGUAGAUUGGGGGAAGCCACUGAGUUUCAAGGUGAGAAAAUGGUGAUGCGAGGAUACAGAGAUCAAAACAAGGAAGAGUAGAAGGUUCAAGGAAAGGCUUCAGGUCCUGAAUUUUUCAAAAUGCGAAAGCUUAAUGACAUUUAACUUUCAAAAGUUAGUCGAAAUUCUAAAAUAGGAAAGAGAUUCACACCUUAUUAGAGCAUGUCAUAUUACAACAUUGAACCGAUGGAAGUUUCCUUGUACACAUCCUCCGAACUCAGUCUUUUGUGAGACAGAGUCAGUUUUGUGCACUGAGGAACAUCAAUCUACAACUCACCAACUCCAAGGCUUGUGAGACCUCGUAACACUCAAAUGUCAUUAUGUAAUUGACAAGUGAAGAGAAACAGAAGACAAGGUGAACCGACACUCUGCCAGGAAAAAAGCAUAGAAUCCAAGAGGAUGUUACAAUUAAUGAAGGGGACAUCAUGUCCAAAGAAACGGCUGCAAUGAUAGCCCUUAGUUCAAGGAUGCAUAGUAAUGACUCGUGGUAGAAUAAACAGCGAGAAUUCUCUAGUUUUCCAGUGAGAACGAAACAAUACAAUGUUUAAAGUGGCCUAUUUACUUCUCCUGAAAUUCCCUUUUACUGGCAGAAAAUUUGCUCGCGUAGCUUCUUUCUUUAACAUUGAUUGAUAACUUGUCGAUAUCUCGACGUUCAUGCAUGCUUCCUUAGACAGAUACUGAAUGGUGCCCAAAUUUCCAUGUAGUACAGGUUCUUCCAUAGCCAUUAAAUGGGCCAUUCUUAUCUUUCAUCUGCUUGCUCACUUGUCUCAGAGUAGGAAAAGAACCACGUGCUGGAAACUUGGCUGCUAAUUGGCUGCAAUCAGAAAGCUCUACUGGAACAAUAUGGUAAGCAUUUUUGCUCAUUUAAAGUUAGUUUUGCAUAGAGACAGACAUGUUGCCUUAGACAAGACACCAGUCAGUCUUCUCUGCUUGACCCUCUUUUUUUGCUUGUUUUUACUCUGUUUAUUCAAUGUGUAUUGGAUUUUAUGUGU
Messenger RNA from Momordica charantia (bitter melon), 3203 nucleotides. Lineage: Eukaryota; Viridiplantae; Streptophyta; Magnoliopsida; Cucurbitales; Cucurbitaceae. The record is from RefSeq and is a predicted model, not a curated record.